UGUCGUGGAACGCUCAGGAACAAUUGCGUCAUCAGAGGCAAAGAGCUUGGACUUGGGUGAGGCUGACGGGAGGCGUGGAGGUAGAGAGAUAAUGGUGCCGCAGGUGGGAGCCCUCUCCUUCUCUUGUUGUUUCCCUUCGAUUCAUCUUCUUCGUCUCCCUUCCAGCAGACGCCACCCCAAUAAACCUUUUACCAUGGCAGCAAAAAGUGAUGAUCCAGUCCGUGAAUGGAUUCUUACAGAAGGAAAAGCAAUGGAGAUUAAAAGGAUCAGUCCUAUCGGCGGUGGAUGCAUCAAUGUCGCCACCCGUUAUGAUACUGAUGCUGGUUCCUUUUUUGUUAAGACAAACAGGAGUAUUGGGCCAUCAAUGUUUGAAGGAGAAGCUCUUGGUUUAAGGGCUAUGUAUGAAACCAAAACAAUCCGUGUGCCUCAGCCAUUUAAGGUCGGAGCAUUACCACAAGGGGGUUCCUAUAUCAUUAUGGAAUUCAUUGAAUUUGGUUCAUCCAGAGGCAAUCAGUCACCUUUAGGAAGAAAGCUCGCUGAAAUGCAUAAAGCUGGGAAACCUGCUACGGGCUUUGGUUUUCCUGUGGAUAAUACCAUUGGCAGUACUCCACAGAUAAACACUUGGUCGUCGGAUUGGAUUGAAUUUUAUGCAGAGCAUAGAUUGGGUUAUCAGCUAAACUUGGCACUGAAACAAUAUGGUGACUCCACCAUUCAUGAAAAAGGUCAAAGACUGAUGAAGAAUAUGGGACAGUUGUUUGAAGGUGUUGUAAUUGAACCUUGCUUGCUACAUGGCGACUUAUGGAGUGGGAAUAUCAGCUCUGACAAGAAUGGCGAGCCUGUUAUACUAGACCCAGCAUGUUAUUAUGGACAUAACGAGGCAGAAUUCGGAAUGUCAUGGUGUGCUGGGUUUGGAGCAUCAUUCUAUAAUUCCUAUUUUGAGGUGAUGCCAAAGCAACCAGGAUUUGAGAAAAGGAGAGACCUUUAUAUGUUGUAUCAUUAUUUGAACCAUUACAAUUUAUUUGGUUCUGGUUACAGAUCAUCUGCCAUGUCUAUAAUAGAUGACUAUUUACGGAUUUUAAAAUCAUAAACGUUGGCAUAAUAUCUGUAGCCUUCUUGUAUAUGUAAGGUCUCCACAAGCUAAA
This is a messenger RNA of Telopea speciosissima, 1142 nucleotides long. Its product is annotated as protein-ribulosamine 3-kinase, chloroplastic. Bases 92 to 1087 code for a protein of 331 amino acids. The record is from RefSeq and is a predicted model, not a curated record. Lineage: Eukaryota; Viridiplantae; Streptophyta; Magnoliopsida; Proteales; Proteaceae. The transcript is spliced from 9 exons.